GGAGCAAAACGACACCGUAAAGUUCUCCGUGACAACAUUCAAGGCAUCACAAAACCAGCUAUUAGGCGGUUAGCCAGACGAGGCGGAGUUAAACGUAUCAGCGGCUUGAUAUACGAGGAGACGCGUGGUGUUCUCAAGAUCUUUCUAGAAAAUGUUAUUCGUGAUGCGGUUACUUACACCGAACAUGCUCGCAGGAAAACAGUUACUGCUAUGGAUGUUGUUUAUGCUUUGAAACGCCAAGGCCGUACUCUUUACGGUUUUGGCGGUUAGUUUGUUAGUCUGUUUUGUUUUGAUUUGUAGUUGUUUACAUCACUUCAUGUAUUUGUUAUUAAUUUUGUGAUAUCGAAAUCGAGAUUUUUACUAUAUUUUUAAUUUAAUUUUAAGUGUCAUAUUAUGAGCUGAUGAUCAUCUAAAUUUGUAAUUUAAUUUUAAUCAGUGGCCGGAGUUGUGUACAGUUUCGGUUCGGUUAUCCAAAAACCGAUUAAAACCGAAACCGAACCGAGAGUUUAAAAACCCUAAUUUGGUUUUACAGUUUUCGAUAAAUCACUGUUCGGCUGCGCUAUAUAAGCACACCGUUUGCCAUCUUAAAUCUUCGUCGAUUAUCUUCUCAGCAAAACUUAAUCGGCGAUUCUGCUGGAUUUUAAGAUGGAGUCACAAAAGAAAAGAAAAGCAAAAUCUUUAAUUUGCGAGUACUUCGAAAGAAUGGACGUCGACGACGAUAAGAAAAAAGACAAGUGCAACCACUGCUCUCAAGUGUGUGACAAAGACGGUAACGUUAACGGGACAUCAAUGAAACAACACUCAACGCUAUGUAACCAAAACCCGAAAAAUCUUCCAAAUAAUUCAGAAGACGAAAGAAAAAGAAAAGCGUUAGCGAAAAUGAUAAUACUCGACAAACUUCCGCUCUCAUCUGUUCAAACCGUGUCAUUUAAAAGGUUUAUGGAAGCUCUAUGCCCCGAUUUCACCAUUCCUUCACUGUUGACAAUAGCACGCGAUUGUUGCGAGUACUAUUCGGAGAAAAAGAAGAAGUUAAAAAAGUUGUUUACGGAAAAUGAACAACGGGUUUGUCUUACCGUUGAUAUAUGGACUUCAGAAGAAGGGCUUGAUUACAUGUGUUUAACCGCACAGUUUAUCGACGAUGAUUGGAAUUUGCAUAAUAAAAUGAUCAACUUCAAACUUGUAGACAGUGAUGACGGUGAAGAGAUCGGAAGUACGAUUAUCGAGUGUUUGAAAGAAUGGGGAAUCGAGAACGUGUUGACGAUAACUAUCGGUAACGCAUCGUCUAGUGACGAUGCAAUUUCGUUUCUGAAGAGUAAGUUGCCGAACUUAUUUUCCGACGGUAAAUACCUUCAUAUCAAGUGUAUGACACACAUUAUCAAUUUGGUUGUGAAAGCGGGAUUCAAAUCACAAAACGAUACAAUUGAGCGUAUUCGGAGCGCGGUUAGAUACAUAAGCGUCUCUCCCGACGGGCUCGAUACGUUCAAAUCUUGCGUUGUGGGGAAAAAAGUCGAGUCGGAAACGUUUUUAUGUCUCGAUUGGCCUGACAGAUGGAACACUACAUCCGAUAUGUUGAAAAGGGCAUCGGAAUUCGAAAAGGCGUUUGAGUUAUUCGAAACUAAAGAUCCGGAUUUCAAACGUUAUUUACACCAUUUAAAAGACGAUGUUCCAAGUCGCACCGAUUGGAUUUACGCAAGAAAGUUUGCGUCGUUACUCGAUUUCUUCAAACGCAAAACUAUGCAGAUGUCGAGUACAACGUAUGUUACUGCCAAUCAGUUUUUUAGCGAAGUUAUGGAUAUCGAUGCGCACUUACAUGAACUGAAGAACGAAACGGACUUGCGCUUUAAGCGUAUGGCGAAUACGAUGCGAGAAAUGUUUGACGGGUAUUGGGGAGAUCGAAAGAAAAACUGUAUGUUUAUGUAUUUUGCUGUAAUAUUGGAUCCGCGUAUGAAGGUUGAGAUAAUCAAGUAUGGUUUUACGAAAAUGUGUAACUUGAAAAAAGAGCCGAAUACCGAACAAGAAGCUGUGGAUAAGAUGAUUGAAGAUAUGGUUAAAGAUGUCGUGAAUGAAUUCGGAUUAUUGUUUAAUGAAUACGAGUCGAUGUACCAAACAACAAGUUCUGAAAAGGUUGAACAUUUAACGACGGAAUUACAAAAGUACCUUAAUGAUGCGACAAUACCGUAUAAUCAAGAGUUUGAUAUACUGCAAUGGUGGAAACUGAAUGCUUCAAGGUAUCCAACUUUAUCCAGAAUGGCGAAAGAUAUUUUGGCAAUUCCGCUUUCAACUGUUGCUACAGAGUCGGCUUUCCGUAUAGACAAACAGGUAUUGGCCUCGGAUAGAAGUUCUUUACCUGCUUAUCUCAUUGAAGCGUUAAUCUGUACACACGACUGGAUUCGAAGCUCGAGGAAGGAUGUUAUCAACGAAGAUUUAGCUACUUCUAUUCUGGAUGAUUUUUGAGAAGAUGUUUCUGAACAACGUGGAUGCGGAUCAAGGUUUGUUUCAUCAGUGAUGAUGAUAUUUUGUGUUGAAUGUUUGAUUUAUUAAGUUUUCAUGUUUACUGUAUUGAAUCUAUCAAGUAAUUUUGGAUCAGGAAUUAUUACUGGUUGAUUUUAAGUUA
Messenger RNA from Helianthus annuus (common sunflower), 2614 nucleotides. Its product is annotated as zinc finger BED domain-containing protein RICESLEEPER 3-like. The transcript has 4 exons. The record is from RefSeq and is a predicted model, not a curated record. NCBI's taxonomy places the organism in Eukaryota, Viridiplantae, Streptophyta, Magnoliopsida, Asterales, Asteraceae. Bases 646 to 2454 code for a protein of 602 amino acids. Gene Ontology annotation, molecular function: protein dimerization activity; DNA binding.